AUGACAUACCAUAACGCGCUUUCCUCUGAUAUGGGGUUCUCAAUUUCUAUAUGUUCGUUGAUCCUGGUCUCUGCACUACUGUUGACAAGUGAAAUCAAGGUCGGUGUUGCCGACAAAACGUUCAGCGUUUUGGACUAUGGAGCAGUUGGCAAUGGGAUCACCGAUGACUCCUCGGUAUCAGGAGACAUCAUAGCACCAGAAGAUCCAGAUGCAUGGAAGGGGAAGGAUAAGUGGUUGACUUUCAACAGCACGCUAACUAUCAACAACUGCAAUGACGUAUCUUUGCAACCUGUGUACUUCAAGAACAGUCCUCAGAUGCAUUUAGUUGUUCCUGGAAGCAGCAACGUUUAUCUGCGGUCCUUGGACAUUUACGCGCCAGAAUGGAGCCCCAACACCGACGGAAUCCACAUUGGAGGUUCUCAUGGUGUCGUUGUUCGUGCUUCAUCGAUAGGCACCGGGAGGGCAUCGCUCUCCUCUGAUAGUAUCUGUGUGGGAAGAGGCCAAGUUAGCCAAGUUGAUUUUUCAAAUCUCAACUUCACCGCAGUGGAAAACCCCAUCAUCAUCAAUCAGUACUACUGCAACACUCCAGGCAAUUGUCCCAAGACGGCAUCAAGAAUAAAAUUUGACACGUAUCCUGUUCUUUUAGUUUAUAAUGAAGCAUUAUCUUGCCUCUCACUGUUUCAUGGAUGGUAUCAUGGGAUCAUCGACAAUGUUGUGAAUGAGCAGACUAAUAUGUAA
This is a messenger RNA of Eucalyptus grandis, 738 nucleotides long. Its product is annotated as probable polygalacturonase At1g80170. The record is from RefSeq and is a predicted model, not a curated record. The coding region runs from base 1 to 738 and encodes 245 amino acids. The transcript has 6 exons. NCBI's taxonomy places the organism in Eukaryota, Viridiplantae, Streptophyta, Magnoliopsida, Myrtales, Myrtaceae. Gene Ontology annotation, biological process: carbohydrate metabolic process. Gene Ontology annotation, molecular function: polygalacturonase activity.